Molecule: messenger RNA, 3692 nt
Organism: Labrus bergylta (ballan wrasse)
Lineage: Eukaryota; Metazoa; Chordata; Actinopteri; Labriformes; Labridae
Source: RefSeq, a predicted model, not a curated record
CAAGCUCUCAAGAGGCUCAGGAAGACUUAGCGGCUACCCAGCUCAUCCUGGAUGAUGCCAAUGAAAAGCUGGCAGUAGUGGAGGGAGGCAUUGCCACCCUGCAGGCCAAGUACCAAGCCUGUUUGGCAAAGAAGGACGAGCUGGACAAUAAGUUUCAGUUGUGUGGAGCCCGCCUCGUCCGAGCAGACAAGCUUAUAGGUGGUCUUGCAGAUGAGAAGGUGCGUUGGAAGGAAACAGUACAACAUCUGGAUUACAUGGUUAAUAAUUUGGCAGGUGACGUGCUGCUGUCUGCAGGAUAUAUAGCAUACCUGGGACCCUUCACUGGCGAGUACAGGGCAGCCAUGGCAGAGGAGUGGCUUAUUUGUUUCAAAGAGCUAAGUGUCCCGCACACUGAAGAACCAAACCUGAUCAGCACUCUUGGAGAUCCAGUCAAGAUCCGUUCCUGGCAGAUAUCAGGAUUGCCAAAAGACAACCAUUCAGUGGAGAAUGGUGUGAUUACGCAGUAUUCUCUGCGCUGGGCACUCUUCAUUGAUCCUCAGGGACAAGCAAACACAUGGAUCAAAACUAUGGAGCGAGACAAUGGAUUGGAGGCUAUGAAGCUUAGUGACCAGGACUUCCUACGCAGUCUGGAGAAUGCCAUCAGCUUUGGGAAACCCUGCCUCCUGGAGAAUGUAGGAGAGGAGUUGGAUCCAGCCCUAGAACCUGUCUUGUUACAACAGACAUUUAAGCAGCAGGGCAAUACAGUGCUGAAGCUGGGCGACUCAGUCAUCCCUUACCAUGAAGACUUCAAGAUGUACAUUACCACCAAGCUACCUAACCCACACUACACUCCAGAAGUUUCCACCAACGUCACCCUUAUAAACUUCACUCUAUCACCCAGUGGUCUAGAGGACCAGCUGCUGGGUCAGGUUGUGGCUGAGGAACGUCCAGACCUUGAGGAGGCUAAGAACCAGCUGAUUGUCAGCAAUGCUCAGAUGAAACAGGAGCUAAAAGAAAUUGAGGAUGAGAUUCUGUUCCGUCUGAGCUCCACAGAAGGAAACCCUGUGGACAAUGAAGAGCUCAUCCAAGUCUUGGAGGCUUCCAAGAUUAAAGCAGGAGAGAUCAAGGCUAAAGUGAUAGCAGCAGAGCAGACAGAGAAGGACAUUGAUGCCACACGUUUGGAGUAUGUGCCAGUGGCUGUGCGCACACAGAUCCUCUUCUUCUGUGUAUCUGACCUGUCCAAUGUAGACCCAAUGUACCAGUACUCGCUGGAGUGGUUCCUUCGGAUCUUCAUGGCUGGCAUUGCAAACUCUGAAAGAGCAGACACGGUGGAGAAGAGAAUCGAAAACAUCAAUGAAUUUUUCACCUUCAGCCUGUACAGCAACGUGUGCCGCAGCUUGUUUGAGAAGCACAAACUUAUGUUUGCUUUCCUCCUUUGCACUCGCAUCAUGAUGAAUGAUAACAAAAUUAAUAUGGCUGAGUGGCGCUACCUGCUAUCAGGAGGGAUGCCGAUGCAAGAGCUGACUAACCCUGCAGUGAGUUGGCUGUCAGAUCGAGCCUGGCGGGACAUUCUUGGCCUCAGUGCUCUGGACAACUUCAGCAACCUGGCAGAGAGCUUCCCCGAACAUCUUCAGGGUUUCAAGAGAAUUUUUGAUAGCAACCACCCUCACAGGGAGCCCCUGCCAGGCGAGUGGGACACAGAGCUGGACUCAUUCCAGAGGCUGUUGGUCCUCCGCUGUCUGAGGGCUGACUGUCUCGUUCAAGGCCUGCAGGACUAUGUAUCAGCUCAGCUGGGACAACGCUUCAUAGAACCUCAGACUUCAGACCUGGCUGUGGUCUUCAAGGAUUCCUCCCUCUCCACUCCCCUCAUCUUUGUGUUGUCCCCUGGCACUGAUCCUGCAGCUGAUCUUUACAAGUUUGCCGACGUCAUGCAGUUCUCAAAGAAAAUGAGUGCCAUCUCUCUGGGUCAGGGCCAGGGCCCCUGGGCUGAGAUCAUGAUGCACGCUGCAAUGAAACAAGGUCAUUGGGUCUUCUUCCAGAACUGUCACCUGGCUCCCAGCUGGAUGCCCUCCCUGGAGAGACUCAUCGAGAACAUCGACCCAACAAAGGUGCACAAGGACUUCCGCCUGUGGCUCACAAGUCUCCCCAGCAACAAGUUCCCCGUCUCCAUUCUCCAAAAUGGAUCAAAGAUGACCAUCGAGCCUCCAAGGGGAAUCAAGGCCAAUCUGCAGAAAACCUACCUGAGACUCACCAAUGACUUUAUCACCUCUUCAACCAAAGUGACACACUUGAAGUCUUUGCUCCUUUCUCUGUGUCUCUUCCAUGGAAUUUCUCUUGAGAGAAGGAAGUUUGGUCCAUUAGGCUUUAACAUUCCCUACGAGUUCACAGAUGGAGACCUGAAUAUCUGCAUCAGCCAACUCAAAAUGUUCCUGGACGAGUACCAGGACACCCCAUUCAAGGUACUAAGAUACACUGCUGGAGAGAUCAACUAUGGCGGCCGUGUGACAGAUGACUGGGACAGACGAUGUUUGCUCAGUGUGUUGGAGGAUUUCUACUCUCCCAAUGUGCUUGUUGAAGAACACAACUACUCUUCAUCUGGAGUCUACAGGCAGAUUGACACAAAUCUGGAUAUCAAGGGUUACUUGUCAUACAUCCGUGGUUUGCCCAUCAACGAUUCACCGGAGAUCUUUGGUCUCCAUGACAACGCUAACAUCAGUUUUGCCCAGAAUGAGACUUUUGCCCUGCUGGGAACCGUGGUUCGUCUCCAGCCUAGAACGGCCUCUGCUGGGGGAAAAUCUCAUGAGGAGAUAGUGGAGGAGAUAGUGGCAGACAUCGUUGUAAAGAUCCCCCAGCCUUUCAGUGUUCAGGAGGUGAUGGAAAAGUACCCGGUCCUCUAUGAAGAGUCCAUGAACACAGUGCUCAUGCAGGAGGUCAUCAGAUAUAACAAGUUGCUGGAGGUCAUCUUGCAGAGUCUGGGUGAUAUUGUGAAGGCUCUGAAUGGUUUAGUGGUGAUGUCAUCAGAACUGGAGCUUAUGGCCAACAGUCUGUUUAACAACCUGGUGCCUGAUAUGUGGAAAGCUAAGGCCUACCCGUCUCUGAAGCCUUUGGCCUCCUGGGUGUCAGAUCUGCUCCAGAGGAUCAAUUUCCUGCACAGAUGGAUCUAUAAUGGCAUUCCACCUGUCUUCUGGAUUAGUGGCUUCUUUUUCCCCCAGGCUUUUCUCACCGGAACCCUCCAGAAUUAUGCCCGUCGCUCGGGCUUCUCCAUCGACACUAUUGGAUUUGACUUUGAGGUUGUAGAGAAGCCAGUGUCAGAGAUAACAGAGAAACCAAGCUCAGGCUGCUAUAUCCACGGUCUAUUCCUGGAGGGUGCUCGCUGGGAUAAGCAGGAAUGUCAACUCACGGAUUCCAGGCCCAAGGAGCUCUACACAGAAAUGUCGGUCAUCCGGCUCAUCCCGGAACCUAACCGCAAACCUCCACCCACUGGGGUCUACGUGUGCCCCAUCUAUAAGACCCUCACACGUGCUGGGACUCUGUCUACAACCGGUCAUUCAACCAACUAUGUGAUUGCAGUGGAGCUGCCUACAGAUCAGAGUCAGGGACAUUGGAUCAAACGGGGAGUGGCCCUCAUCUGUGCAUUGGACUACUAAACACAAAUACACACAUUUUUCCUUAAACAAGAAAAAACACCUGUGGUGACUGUGUCUUUAUUUUAA